Molecule: messenger RNA, 831 nt
Organism: Peronospora belbahrii
Lineage: Eukaryota; Oomycota; Peronosporomycetes; Peronosporales; Peronosporaceae
Source: the annotation of a GenBank genome assembly
AUGGGCAAGAAAAAGCGACGCGAUGACGGUGGUGUGGACAGUGAAGCUCCACAGCGACGUAUCUUCUGUUAUUACUGUGAUCGUAAUUUUGACGAUGAAAAGGUGCUGAUUCUGCAUCAAAAGGCUCGACACUUCAAGUGCCCUACAUGUUAUAAAAAGCUCAGUACUAUUAGUGGAAUGAUUAUCCACAUGCAGCAGGUGCAUAAAGAAAGUCUAACGAGUAUUCCAAAUGCCAAAGCUGGAAGAGAAAGUGCUGAAGUAGAAGUCUAUGGUAUGGAAGGUAUACCAGAUGCUGACGGAGGAACUACAAAAAAGCCAAGGAUGGAUGGUGGAUCUGGUCCAACUAUAGGAGGUUACCCUGGUCGAGGCAUGCCGCCACCACUGUUUAUUAGCGGUAGAGGGCCGAUGCAGUUUCCAAGCGGAAUGGCAUCUCCUGGUGUCAUUCUGCCAAUGCGGCCUCCUCCACCAAGAGUAUAUGCUCCCGGUGGAGUUGUUCCACCUCCUCACCUGCAAGGAUACAUGCCGUAUCAUGGUGGAAUGCCGCCGCAAUGGGCAAGGGGCCAACCGCCACCAGGUACAAUGGCCCCUCCUUCUUCUCAAGCUGCUCUUGGUUAUCCAAACCAAGGCUCGGCAUUGUCUGGAGUAGGAAGUGUGACAACCCCUCAGGGUGCGACAGUCAGCAAUAGGAACCUAUUCGAUGGAGUAGCGCAGAAGGCGGUCAAAAACGAUCUUGGCCUGGUGUAUGCGGACGAAAACGAAUCGAUGGAGGAAAAGCGUGCACUUCGACCAAAGUAUGCGUACAAAUUACUGAGUGAAACCGGAUCGGCGUGA